Messenger RNA from Tarenaya hassleriana, 1277 nucleotides. RefSeq names its product inositol polyphosphate multikinase beta. The transcript has 2 exons. The record is from RefSeq and is a predicted model, not a curated record. Gene Ontology annotation, cellular component: nucleus; cytoplasm. Bases 167 to 1054 code for a protein of 295 amino acids. Gene Ontology annotation, biological process: inositol phosphate biosynthetic process. Gene Ontology annotation, molecular function: inositol tetrakisphosphate kinase activity; inositol-1,4,5-trisphosphate 3-kinase activity. NCBI's taxonomy places the organism in Eukaryota, Viridiplantae, Streptophyta, Magnoliopsida, Brassicales, Cleomaceae.
UCUUUUUUAGCAGAAGAGGGUUUCUUCGAAAUUAGAUAUGCAGUGUGUUUGAUGGAUCAUUGCCAUAAUCAUGAUCAUUGAUUUUCGUUCUGGGCCAAAUCAACCGAAAGAGUUGAAGCUUUGAGUUCUAUAAUCAUGGUGGUUUUUUUAUCAAGCGCUUGAAAACAUGCUCAAGGUUCCUGAGCAUCAGGUUGCGGGGCAUGAGGCUCGAGCCGGGGGGCUCGGACCGCUCAUAGAUGAUGAGGGUCGGUUCUACAAGCCACUUCAAGGCGAUGCUCGUGGUGAGAAAGAGGUCAAGUUCUACCAGUCCUUCUGGACCAACAAGAAGGUUCCAGGUCACAUCCGUAGAUUCUUCCCAAUGUGCCAUGGCACUGAGCUCGUCGAGGCCUCCGAUGGAACCGGCCUGCGUCCGCACCUCGUGUUGCAAGAUGUUGUUAAAGGGUACUCUAAGCCGUCGGUGAUGGAUGUUAAGAUCGGUUCCAGGACAUGGUACCCGGAUGUGUCUGAAGAAUACAUCCGGAAAUGCAUAAGGAAGGAUACAUCCACGACUUCUGUGUUAUUAGGGUUUAGGAUUUCUGGUAUGAGGGGAUACGAUCACAAAGCUUUGGAUUUUUGGAGGCCUGACAAGAAGGUUGUUCUCGGGUUCUCUGUUGAUGCUGCUAGACUGGCUCUGAGGAAGUUUGUUUCGUCGAACUCAGCUGCUAAAUGUGACCCAAAACCCGAUUGUGCUUUGGCAUCGAGGGUUUAUGGCGGUUCAGACGGGAUCUUGGCCCAACUGCUGAAGCUCAAGGCCUGGUUCGAGGAUCAAACGCUCUACCAUUUCAAUUCUUGUUCGAUUCUCUUGGUCUAUGAGAAUGAAUCGAUCCUGGAUGGAGGUGAUCCACGGGCGCAAGUUAAGCUUGUGGAUUUUGCACAUGUUCUUGAAGACAAUGGUGUCAUCGACCACAACUUCUUGGGUGGACUCUGCUCUUUUAUAAAGUGCAUCCGUGAUAUUCUUGAGAGCUCAGACGAUUGCUCCGAAACUGAAACCCCUUGUCUCGAAAACGGACACUAGAGAGUUUUUUAUACUCUGUUUGAAUAAUCCCCAGUUUCCUGUUUUUGGUGUUUCCGACAAAAAACGUUGUCCUGAUCUUCAGUUUACUUCUGUUUGAGGAAAUGUCGAAAUGUUUUGCAGAGUUCAGUGCCAACCUCUGCUACAUUGGCAGGUCACUUGAACUUCUGUUCUUUCUUCUUCAAAAAUGGAAUCGGAUCCCAGUGAUAUAGAGCUUCUUGACUAA